Molecule: messenger RNA, 10795 nt
Organism: Epinephelus moara (kelp grouper)
Lineage: Eukaryota; Metazoa; Chordata; Actinopteri; Perciformes; Serranidae
Gene: sbf1
Product: SET binding factor 1
Exons: 43
Coding region: 152-5989 (1945 amino acids)
Source: RefSeq, a predicted model, not a curated record
GGCAGACUUGACAGUAUGGCGGCGGGGUACAGCUGGAAGGAUGCUACUGUUGCCCGUGAUGUGUCUAUCGCCGGUAGGACGUAAAUGGACAGUUGACGGGAAAAAGAGAAGAGGAUUUAGCGAGAAAGGCUUGUCGCCGUGAGCUCCAAAGAUGGCCAGGCUCGCCGACUACUACGUAGUGGUCGGCUACGACCUCGACAAGCGAGUGGAGGGUGAAGGUCAAGGUCGCAUUCUCCAGCGAUUUCCUGAGAAAGACUGGGAGGACAGCCCGUUCCCACAAGGCAUAGAGCUGUUCUGUCAGCCUAGCGGUUGGCAGCUGGUUCCCGAGCGGCAACCUGCGUCCUUCUUUGUAGCUGUUUUGACUGACAUCAACUCGGACCGUCACUACUGUGCCUGCUUCACUUUCUGGGAGGGCCUGGACAACCCACAGCUGCAGAAGACUGAGGCCAGUGAGGCGGAUGAGGUGGAUGAGGAGCUCGCCGUCGUCCAACCAGCUCAGGUCUUUGCCCCCAAGAGCCUGGUGCUGGUGUCCCGACUGGACUAUACCGAAGUGUUUAGGAACUGUCUAGGUCUGAUCUACACCGUCCAUGUAGAUGGCCUGUCUGUCCCCUUGGAAACGGUGAUUGGAAAUCUUCUCACUUGUGUCAUCCCCAUUGCUGGAGGCUCCCAGAUAGAUGAGUCCCCAGUUUGUAGUUUAGACAAGGUUCCUCAGGCCCUGGCCUGUGACUGGCUGCUGGCCUGUCUCCAGCCGGGCCAGGAGGAGAGAGAGGAGAGUUUGAGGACUAUAACGUUAGGUGCUGGCGACCGGCAAGUUAUCCAGACCCCCAUCGAUGACUCUCUUCCUGUCAGUGGCAGCAGCGUGGCCCAGCUCUUCAGGCAGCUUGGUAUAGUCAACGUGUUGUAUCUGUUCUGUGCUGCCCUGACGGAACAUAAGAUCCUGUUCCUGUCCAGCAGCUACCAGAGACUAACAGACGCCUGCCGGGGAUUGCUGGCCAUCAUGUUCCCCCUUAAAUACAGCUUCACCUAUGUUCCCAUCUUGCCUGGGAAGCUACUAGAGGUCCUGAGCACCCCAACCCCCUUCAUCAUCGGUGUCAAUUCAUUCUUUCGCUCGGAGACACAAGAACUGUUGGAUGUGAUCAUCGCUGACCUGGACGGUGGCACAGUGACCAUCCCCGAGUGUGUCCACAUCUCCCUGCUGCCUGAACCACUCCUCCAGCAAACCCAGACUGUGCUCUCCAUGGUUUUGGAUCCAGAGCUAGAAGUGGCUGAUCAUGCCUUUCCCCCACUCUCCACACAACCCUCUGCACUCAAGAUCCAGGAUAAGGAGAUCCGGGGAGUCUUCCUGUGGCUGUUUGCUCGGCUCUUUCAGGGCUAUCGCUGGUGUUUACACAUCAUCCGCAUUCAUCCCGAACCAGUGAUUCGCUUCCAUAAGGCUGCCUUCCUGGGCCAGAGGUCGCUGACAGAGGACGACUUCCUCAUGAAGGUCUUGGAUGGCAUGGCGUUUGCAGGCUUCGUGUCAGAGAGAGGGCCUCCUUACAGAGCCACUGAUCUGUUUGAUGAUCUGGUAGCCAAUCAGGUGGAGCGCAUCCGACAAGAGGAGACCUGUCCGCACAAAGUCAUGAACCACGUGAAGGAACUGGCUGAGCAGCUUUUCAAAAAUGAGAAUCCUUACCCCGCUGUGGCGAUGCACAAAGUCCAGCGACCGUCAGAAAACAGCCAGAACACCGCACAGAAUCAGACGCUGUUCCCUUCGUUGGACGAGGUAGCGGUGCAGCUCUUCAUCGACCAUGCUGCCGCCAAGCUCAAGACUGCACCUCCUGUGGUCAAGGCGGAGCUCAAGGGCAUGGUGCCAUCUGGGCCCCCACUGGGAGAUGUCGUGGACAGGAAUGGCCACGUGAUGGCCAACAGCGCACGCAGGCUGGAGGUGGUCAGGAACUGCAUCACGUACAUCUUUGAGAACAAGAUGCUGGAGGCCAAGAAGUUAAUGCCAGCUGUACUGCGAGCAUUGAAGGGUCGGGCCGCCCGGGUUUGUUUGACCCAGGAGCUCAAUCAGCAUGUUCUACAGAAUCGAGCUGUACUGGAUGACCAGCAGUUUGAUUACAUUGUCCGAAUGAUGAACUGCACCUUACAAGACUGCUCACAUAUAGAUGAACACGGUAUUGCAGCUGCCCUCCUUCCACUUGUCACAGCCUUCUGCAGAAAAAUGGGCGCAGGCAUCACUCAGUUUGCCUACAGCUGCGUACAGGAGCACAUGGUGUGGACCACCAUGCAGUUCUGGGAAGCCAUGUUCUACAGCGAUGUACAGAACCACAUCAGAGCCCUUUACCUGGAGACAGACGAUGUAGAGCAGCAAAACAACUCUGAGCAGCAGGACGGGUCGGGCAGUGGGAGGGAAAUCAGCGCCCUGGAGCUGGCGUCGGAGCAAAGCCGGCUGUGGCCGACGCUCAGCAAGGAAAUGCAGACGGAGCGUGUGCAGAAGGAGGAGAGCACGGUGUUCAGCCAGGCCAUCCACUACGCCAACAGGAUGAGCUACCUGCUGCUGCCACUGGACACCAGCAAGAACCGGCUGCUGAGGAGCUCCGGUCUCGGAGACGUGGAGAGCGUCAGCAACAGCUACGUCACAAACAGUAUUGCAGGCAGCAUGGCGGAGAGCUACGACACAGAGAGUGGCUUCGAAGACGCUGAGAGCUCCGAUGUGGCUAACUCAGUGGUGCGCUUCAUUAAUCGCUUCGUAGACAAAGUGUGCAAUGAGAGCGGCGUGACCAACGAGCACCUGAAGGCUCUCCAUACCAUGAUACCAGAUAUUGUUCAGAUGCACAUCGAGACGUUAGAUGCAGUCCACAGGGAGAGUAAGAGACUGCCUCCCAUCCAAAAGCCCAAGCUGCUGAGGCCAACGCUGUUGGCUGGAGAGGAGCUGGUGAUGGACGGCAUGCGGGUCCACUUGAUCCCUGAUGGCCGCGAGGAGGCCACGGGGCUGAUGGGAGGUCCGCCUCUGCUCCCUGCUGAGGGUGCCAUCUUCCUCACCACCUACCGUCUCAUCUUCAAGGGCACGCCCACUGACCCGCUGGUGGGUGAGCAGGUGGUGACUCGUUCAUUCCCCAUCGCCUCUCUUACAAAGGAGAAGAGGAUCUCAGUCACUUUACCCAUGGACCAGUUUGUCCAGGAGGGGCUACAGCUACGGUCCUGCACCUUCCAGCUGAUGAAAAUUGCGUUCGACGAGGAGGUGGCAUCAGACCUGGCCGAGGUUUUCAGGAAGCACAUGCACAAGCUGCGCUAUCCUCAGCACGUCCAGGGCACCUUCGCCUUCACUGUGGGUCAGUGCGGGAAGAUGGUGGUGGAGCACAAGACCAAGGAUAAGAACCAGUCGCUAAAGACACUUUCCAAAAACCUGGUGAAGAGUGCCAAAAGGACCAUCGGCCGGCAGUAUGUGACCAGGAAGAAAUAUUCUCCCCCCACCUGGGAGAACAGGAGCAGCUUCCAGUCAGAGCUCGAUGAGGAUGAAAUCUCAGUUUCAGAGGAGGUAGACCAGAGUUCCCUCACCCUCUCCUCCACCAUCCGCUCAUCUGACAGACAGACCAUGAGCAAUGUUGUGGAGCGUGCCUGUUGCCGUGACUACCAGCGUCUGGGUCUGGGCACGCUCAGUAACAGCCUAACGCGUUCUAAGAACGAGCCUUUCAGGAUUUCAACCGUCAACCGCAUGUACACUGUCUGCAGGAGCUACCCCGGCCUGCUGAUUGUGCCUCAGAGCAUCCCAGACUCGACUAUCUCGAGAAUCUGUCGCUGCUACCGGCAGAAUCGCUUCCCUGUGGUUUGCUGGAGGAAUUCUCGAACCAAGGCCGUCCUGCUGCGAUCUGCAGGCCUCCAUGCGAAGGGGGUGGUGGGCUUCUUCAAGUCCCCCAAUGCCCCUGCUUCAGUGCCCUCCCAGGCAGACUCCACCAGUCUGGAGCAGGAGAAAUACCUGCAGGCCAUCAUCAGCUCCAUGCCUUCAUACAGCGAGAACAGCGGCAGGAACACACUCAGUGGCUUCACCUCCACACACAUGAGCACCUCUGACUCCUCAGACAAGCUGAGGCAGCCCAAGAUCGGCGCUCUGAUGAAGCAGGUGAUGGGCACCAAGGAGGAUGCACCUGGGACCUUCAGCAGAGGAGCUCUGGGUCAAAGGGCGAAAGUCAUCUCCCUCUCUCAGCCCAAAGUGUCUGGCAAGGCCAGGAACCCUCCUAGAGGUAAAUGGGGCAGUAUCCGAGGCAGUGGGCGUCUAAGUGCCUACAACCCAGACGUGGGGACACGACUGGCAGGGAAAGAGUCUCCACAGCCCAACGGAGGGCCAAGCGAGGCACUGUUUCUCCGCCAGCAGAAGGCCUACCUCUACAUCAUUGGAGACAAGGCCCAGCUCAAGGGAGGGAAGCAGGACUCGUUCCAGCAGUGGGAGGUGGUUCCCAUCGAGGUGUGUGACGUGCGACAGGUGAAGAACAGCUUCAAGAAGCUGAUGAAGGCCUGCGUGCCGAGCACCCCGCCCUCUGACCCCAACAUGAGCUUCCUGCGCUGCCUUGAGGACUCUGAGUGGAUGUCUCUGCUCCACAGGGUGCUGCAGGUGUCUGUGCUAGUGGUGGAGCUUCUGGAUACAGGCUCAUCGGUCAUGGUCAGCCUGGAGGACGGCUGGGACGUCACCACGCAGGUGGUGUCCCUGGUGCAGCUGCUGUCUGAUCCGUACUACCGAACCUUCGACGGCUUCCGGCUGCUGGUGGAGAAGGAGUGGCUGUCGUUCGGACACAGGUUCAGCCACCGUGGAGCGCAGACGCUGGGAAGCCAGAGCAGCGGCUUCACCCCCGUCUUCCUGCAAUUCCUCGACUGUGUACACCAGAUCCACCUCCAGUUCCCCAUGGAGUUUGAGUUCAGUCAGUACUACCUGAAGUUCUUGGCCUACCACUACGUGUCCAACCGCUUCCGCACCUUCCUGCUCGACUCUGACUAUGAACGCAUCGAGCUGGGAGUGCUGUAUGAGGAGAAAGGAGAGAGGAGAAGUCCUCAGGUGUGUAAGUCUGUGUGGGACUACAUCGACAGACUCAACAAGAAAACACCCAUCUUCUACAAUUACAUGUUCUCUCCUGAAGACGACGAGGUGCUGCGGCCGUACACCUUCAACUCCAACCUGAAGGUGUGGGACUUCUACAUGGAGGAGACUCUGUCAGAGGGGCCCUCGUACGACUGGGAGCUGAGGGGCCGGCAGGAGCGCGUGGCAGAGGAGACGCCAGAGAAACCCGACAGCAGCGGCCCUAAAUCACAGCGACGCAUCGUGUGGCCGUGCUACGACAGCCUGAGCAAGGUGGUGCCUGACGCCAUCACCAAGCUGCUGCAGGACCUGCAGAGCCUGGAGGCAGAGCUCGGACAGACGUCGGAGAAGUGGAAGGACACGUGGGAUAAAAUCAAGACCACACAGAGAACGGAGGCCAAACUGGAGAGCAAGCCAUCGUUCUCCAGCUCCUUGCUGAUGUCGUCUAACCUGAGCCACCAGCGACGCUCUCAGGGCGUCUACCUGCAGGAGAGCGGCGUAGGAUCUUCCAUCAACCUGGCUCUGGACUGUGAGGCCAGCGCCACCUCCACGCCCGUCGCUGGUCGGCAGAGCACCAGCACACUCUACAGCCAGUUCCAGAGCACGGAGAGUGAGAACAGGAGUUUUGAAGGCAUCCUGUUUAAGAAAGGGGCGCUGUUGAAACCAUGGAAACCACGGUGGUUUGUGCUCGACAAGACCAAACAUCAGCUGAGAUACUACGAGAGCCGGCAGGACAAGGAGUGUAAAGGAGUGAUCGAGCUGGCCGAUGUGGAGUCCGUCAUUCCAGGAACGCCUGCUAUGGGAGCACCGAAAAACAUAGAGGAGAAAGCCUUCUUUGAUCUCAAGACGACCAAACGAGUGUACAACUUCUGUGCCCAGGACAGCCACAACGCACAGCUGUGGAUGGACAGUGUUCAGAGCUGCCUGUCAGACGCCUAGAGAGAAGGCGGGACUCUUAAAGGAGCAAUGCAAGCAGGAAUGAAUGAGCAGUGCUGCGGCACCUGACGGACAUCUCUGCCGGCCAAUCCCAGCGGAAACAGGGAGGGGAAGGGGCCUUUCACCACUUAAGCUCUGUUCUGUUCGCUAGUGUUGAACUAAUAACCUCGCGUCACAACGUUUCAGUGUUUUUGUUAUAAAAGUCAGAAAAAGAAAAAAAAAAUGUCCCUGAAGAACCACUCGCUGUGUCUCACCUGCAGCCUCUCACCUCCCCGACAGUCUGACCACUAUGUGCGCUGGAUGUCUGUAUGCACAAAAACAAUGCAUAUUAAAGCACGUCGUUGCAUUUCUGUGAGGCGUCCUGCAGCUUGGACCAGCAUGAAGAUUUUUCCAGACCCUCCACCUGUAAAACCACAACCCCGCUCUCCCUCCUACUAACCCUGCUCGCCCUUUAAGACACUCUGGGGAGGAAUGACGGAGGAGCUGCAGUCGCCCGGCGGCCCAGCCACAUACAGGACCCGUUAGACUGCUACAAAAAAGGAUCUAAAAGAUCGACCGGUGGGUUGACGGACCAAAACAACCCUGAGGAACACAUGCUGACAGCAAACGCUCUUUAUUCCAGUCCUCAAAGGUCUCUGCUCCCUUUGCCUCUCACUGCCUGAUGUAGCCCAUUCACAGUAUAUUUACAAGAAGUUUGAGAGGAGUGUGACGCUGCAGCUCAACGGUUCAUGAAGGAUUUCCUUUUCCUUUUUUUUCUUUUCCAAAAUCUCAAAUCUGUACCAGAAAGAGAUCAAUGCUCAUCAGCUGUCCUCAGCAGGCGAUGGUGAUGACGAUAUACUGUGAAAGCCAUGAAUCAGUCGCAGAGAUCAAACCAGGAGAGCCAGUCGGAGGUCGGAGUCUGUCAGGUAUUGAGUGUGUCGGUGAACUUUCACUGAGAGUGUUUACAAAGUAGACAAAACUUCCCUCACUAAGCUAAACUCUGCUCUUCACCUGUGUGUUUUUAAUCAGUACAACCACUAUUAACAUUCAGAUUUUUAAGGGAUGCUGAAGGAAAAAGGAGGGACUUAUUUUGUAGUGAUUAUCUUAAAAACAACAACAAAAAAACAAUCUAUAGAAGGAGAUCUGGAAGGUAGGAGAUUAAAAGGAGGGUUACUAAUGAACAGAGUGAUAUUAUGGGAUGCUUCAGAGAGAUUAUGGUUUUUAGAGGAAGACAUUGACUCGCCACAGUGCUCCAAGUGUCAGAAACUGGAUGUUUGUGAAAGGAAAAUUCUGGUAUUUUUCAACUUUCUUAUUCUCAUGAUUGUGUCCAUUAUGGUAUGUGCUAAAUUUGCAUUUUCUGACUCCACAAUAUAUUGGGCCAAGCAAUGUCAGCCACCAAAAGCUUUCCACAUCAAUUUGAAUACAGAAAUAAUUUCAAACGCUUUUCUGCAACUCCCACUGAAAGUGAACACAAUUAUUAGCCCCCCUAGAUUAGCUACUGUGCUUAACUGCAUGCUAAUUUUAUAGCAAGGACAACCUGCUGGUUUACCCAACUAGCUGUAUGGUCAGCCACCUAGCAUACUACCUAUUCAUCAACAAACAUUUAUUGCUUAUUAUUUCAUAUAUAGCAAGAUUCUGCUACAAACCGAGGUAAAUAAAUGCUACGAAAAUGUCCAAACAGCUAAUCCAGGGGGCUGUGUUCUGUGUUAACUUCUGCCUGGGCUCUUAAAUGUGUGAAAUUAUUUACGUAAAAGUCAAGUUCAUUAGGAAAACGUCAGGAGGCUCACACCGCUUAGCGUGAUAAAUAAAUCAUUAGAUAUUUAGCUCAUGCAUGAGCUAAGAAAAACACGUUUUCAGCUUUGCGAUAAUGCAUUUUAAGUGCAUACGAUGUAUUUUUAAAUGUUUGAUUUAACUAAAUAUGUAGGAGAAAUUCCUCAACCCAUAAAGGAAUCUAUCUUUCAGGGUUUUUUUUUAACAUUUCAAAAUAACAAAAUUUUCAUUGAAUUUUUGUUUUUGCUGUUUCUGACAUAUUUUAAAAACUGAUGUGGUGAGUGCAAAUUUAUGACUCAGUCACAAUGGCCACAAUUAUAAAAUAAGCCUGAGGUUAAAAAGUAGUGGAAUUUUCCUAAAGAUGCUGGGACAUGGAAAGUCACCCAAAGGUGUGAGAGCUGGUUCCAUCACAUUCACGUGUACUCGGCUGCUGAGACUCACUGUUCCUGUUUCAGAUGCAUCACCAGUCCAGCUGUGUGGACACCACCGUUACCUUCAGUGCUGAAGCUUGUACAUAGACGAGUCUACAUCUGUUAGAGUGCUAGAGAAACAGUAUGUUUAGCUGGAAGGUUUCAAACAUCAAGUCACUUUUUUUUUUUUUUUUUUUAAUAAAUGUCAGUGUUUUGUCAGACUCCCGCCCCCCACCUCUCUGUCCUCCAAACACACACCAACCACUCUGACCCACACAUGUUAACACAAACCCUGCUCUGUAAAAUACGGUUCUACUGCUGUCUUUGUUGAACUUAAAAUUUGAAAUUGUAGAUUUUUUUUGUGUCUAAUAACUCCUUUGUAUAUACUACUCAGAUUUGUAUGUAACGUUUAUGGUAGUAAUUUAUUUAACUUGUCUCCUCAGUAAGAAAGUUCCUCAAGCACCACUUUAUUUUUAAAUUAGGAAUUCAAUGUGCCAUUUGUUUAUUUUCUGUAUUAAUGUGACUAAUGCUUUUUUUUUUUUUUUUGGAAAAAUGUACAAGUAAACCCUCAAUGUCUUUUUUUUCUCUUUUGUAUACACGGUUGUCCUUACGCAGUACCAACCACUAAUGCAAGAGUGGAAAUGGUGUGUUAGUGGAAGCCUCUGGGCUGUUUUUUUUAAAGGCUGGUUGGAUUUGACUGUGUUGCUCAGCCACAGUGAUGGGAUGUUCUGGAUGUAGCUUACAGUCACAAUAAAAGUCAGACACAUGAAGUUCCCCUGGUGCUGGGUUCUGCUGCCAGCUUAAUGGACUCAUUUUGUGCCCAUUAAAUAGUCGGUGACGAGAUGUGGCAUUAUAACAAGUCAGGCUGCCUAAAUGUGCCGUUUAUCAGUCCACAGAAUCAACUGAACAAUAUUGGCAUGUUCAUAUAAAAUUAUUUACUAAAGAUGCCAAACACACUAGUUUAGGGAACGUGGUGUGUUCACAAACAUUAGGUUUCAAUGUCCUCUGGUUGAAAGUUUCAAUCAACCUGUAACCAAGUUUGCAUUUGAGAAGAUGGAACGCGCUCAAAUUGUGGGGGGAUUUUUGCUUGAAGGUGAGUUAAAGGUUGUGUAUGCGACAUUCAGAGCAUCAAUAUAUCAGCAAACAACCAUGUCCUAUGUAAAGACAUAGUGAAAUAAUGGCAUCUUGAGAAGAGAAUGAAGUCCUGCUCCGUGUAGGAGUUUUGUAAUCAGCACGUGUGUAUCCCACUGGCUAGCUAAUCACCGUUGCUGCACUGUGCUCAUAUGGGCAGUUACAGGCGGCUGCUGCUGAUAAUGAUGGCGUCAUUACGAAAGCAUAGCGCACACCCUCCAGUUUCCCACCUAGGUCAACGCCCUGUCAGCACUGUUACCGUUAGUAGCACUGUUCAUGCUGUUAGCACCGUUAGCUGCAGGCUGCUGGCUCAUCACCCUGCAUGAUGAGAGCUGUGUGCAGACAAUCCCGGCUCAGACUCUCAUAGAACAGUAUCACGUAGCUAGACUUAACACAUGCAGUGGAGCGCUGGAGAAAGUCUGGCUGAACCCAUCAUGAUCCCAAACUGAGGGAAAAAAACGCUCUGGGUUGUUUUUAUUUCUUUAAACCAAUCACAAUCAUUGUGGGCGGAACUAAGCCCAGGAUGCAGCGACAGCGCCUUUGCAUAAUAGUGUUGGGAGAAAACUUUUUUUGAUGGAGAGGCGGCUAAAUCCCUGCAGAAGAAAACACAUAAAACCUUAAAAGACGUGUGUAUGUUGCUAUUUCAUAAGUUGUUUGACGCACAGCACUAACAUGACGUGUGGAGACAGGUCUGUCUAUGCAAGACUAGUUUGGCAUAGCAACAGGGAUUUUUAGGCAGCCAGUCGCAUUUAUUUUUUACCUACAGUGUAAAGAUAUGCUCUGAAUGUCGCACAGUGCUCCUUUAAAGAAUUCUAAUUAAUCAGCAACAGGUCAGCAAAGAAAGUCUCAGCAUGGUGUUAAAGUUGCAGUCGACUACAACUAUCAUUGGUUUGUUGUGACUGCCAUCUUGUCACUAAACGUGUUGUGUAGUUAUUACUCUGUUGUGAUUGCCUUACAGUAGCUGCCUGAUCCACUGUAUUGAUAAGCAUGAUGCUAACGUUAGCAACAAGGUCCAGAGUGUCAGUAUCCGGUGGUGUUUUAACUGUCGUCAUACCACCAGGCAGACAGACUGAAUCACUGCUGUGUUGCUUUUUAGACACUUCAGCAUCCAUUCAGUUUGCUGGAGGUCUGGUGACUGAGAAAACUAAAGUACACAGCCAACAUCAUCAUCAUACAUAGUUAAGUUUUAGGUGACCUUGUGCAUCUUAAAAUAAUCUUCCCCUGAGGAACAGAUGGACCAAAGUGACAACAGCAGCCAGAACCCUGUGCCUGUGGGGACGCUCAGUGUGACCUUGUGUUUUGACUGCAGUCUGCAUCCAGUUUCGACUCAGCUCAUCUUUUCACUCGAGUUUACUCAUCUCUACAACAGCUACAUUAACCACAGCAACAUGACAUAAUCCUUUUUAUUUAUUUUUCUUCUUUUUUUUUUUAUUAGAAAUGACUUUCUGAGCCGGGUUAUGUUGUCAAUCAUGUCAAUAUAGUUUUUAGAAUCCAAAUAAAAACUGUGGGUUUAAAUGUU